AUGCAAAUCUCAUUCAUUAGCGUAAUCCUCGGCCUAGCUGCCAUCUCUUCUGCAGCGAUUGCCGACGUCGAGGGUGUUCGGCAUGCUCCCCGAGACUCGAUCAUCAUGACCCGCCAGAGCGGGAGCGCCAACGGCAAUCGGCCUACGCCAUCUGGGGCCUGCUGCGUCGCCAAUACCUCGCUAAAGCAGGACACCUGCACUGCUACCGAUGGCACCCAGGGGCGAUGCGUACCUGGAGGCAACGACUGUGGAGGCUCUCUGAGUUGCGUCGCCCAGUCCAAGCUGACCUGCGACGCGGCCAUCAUUGAGCGCGGCAAGAGUUUGUGUCGUGCCAAUGCCGGCAAUGGGCAGUUUAUCGAUGGUGCCAAGACGAUUUCCAGCUUGAGCCAGGCCUCUGUCAAUUAG
Molecule: messenger RNA, 405 nt
Organism: Pestalotiopsis fici W106-1
Lineage: Eukaryota; Fungi; Ascomycota; Sordariomycetes; Amphisphaeriales; Sporocadaceae
Exons: 2
Coding region: 1-405 (134 amino acids)
Source: RefSeq, a predicted model, not a curated record